AUGCCCUACAUCAUUCUUGCACUACAAACUGUUGAGGGCCACGUCUACGAUACAUAUGAAGAAGCAACACUGGCUUAUGAUCUAUUGAAAUAUGAUAAAAGUAAUGAAAAAUGUUUAGAAGAAGCAUAUCAACUAAUUGAAUAUUUCAGGAUGCAAAAUAUGUCAAAAGCUGAAGCUCGACAGUUUCUUUUAACUGCUUUGAAUUCUGCGUUAGAAUCGAUGGAUUGUGCAAUACUAACACCCAAAAAUGACUCGGUGGAUGAUAUCAACGAACAACUCAUAAACAAUUUCCUAGGAAAAGAGUACUCGUAUGUUCGCGUUGAUGAGACCGUUAAUAAGGCAGACCAAGCUUUAUAUGUAGACUUUUUGCAUUCGAUGAAUCAGCCUGAUUUACCGUCUCAUAUUCUUAGUUUAAAAGAAAAUUGUCUAGUUAGGCUGUUAAGAAACUUGAAUGCAUCCAAAGACAUGUGUAAUGGAACAUGUUUGAUUUGUCGAAAGUUUGAAAAGCAUGUUAUAAUCGCUCAAAUAGCUGUUGGAGAAGACAAAGGAAACUUUGUCUUUAUUCCGCAUAUUCCAUUACGCCCUUCAGAUCCAAAGUUAUAUCCUAUUAAGUUUAUUAGAAAACAAUUCCCGAUACGAUUGUGCUUUGCAUUGACCAUAAAUAAGGCACAGGGACAAACAUUGGAUAUUGUCGGCAUAGAUCUCCAUGAACCAGUUUUCUCACAUGGACAAAUAUAUGUUGCUCUAUCUCGCGCUACUACAUCUGAAAAAAUUAAAAUCCUGAUCGAACCAAGCGACUAUGAAAAAAAUAAACUUCCAUACACGAAAAAUAUCGUCUUCCCUGAAAUUCUAGCUAAAGAACAAUCCAAUGAAGCUAUUUUCAUAGAAGACAUAUGUGAUUUCUGA
Molecule: messenger RNA, 906 nt
Organism: Rhododendron vialii
Lineage: Eukaryota; Viridiplantae; Streptophyta; Magnoliopsida; Ericales; Ericaceae
Exons: 3
Coding region: 1-906 (301 amino acids)
Source: RefSeq, a predicted model, not a curated record